Messenger RNA from Xyrichtys novacula (pearly razorfish), 2059 nucleotides. Lineage: Eukaryota; Metazoa; Chordata; Actinopteri; Labriformes; Labridae. The record is from the annotation of a GenBank genome assembly.
GCGUCGAACCUUGUUUCAUGGGGCUCUGCCUCACACUGUGUGCACCCAGGAUGGAAAGCGAAACUGUGCUGUUAAGUUUCGUUUUCCAGAGUAUCAGCUGCGAACAGAUUAUAAAUACAGACUGCCUACGAAGCUGCAUCCAGAAUUCAGACGCAUCUCUUCGGCUCCGUAGUUUUUCCACGAAGAAGACCAACAAACAACAUGAGCAGAUCAACAGGUAAUAAAUGAAUCUGAUUUUUUUCUAUGUAAAACAGUAAUAUGCCGUUUAUUUAUUUAUUUUGUUCUUGGACUCAGUGUGUUUGUUUUGAUCAGUGAGACGCCAUUCUUGCCUCAUCAACUUGUCCUCCCCUCAUAUUAACCUACAUUAAUAGCAUUGUUUUACAUCUCUGUGUGAUGUUACACUCGAGAAGAAUGAUAUUAUCCUAUUUCCCAAAUGCAAACCUGGACAAAUAAGACUAUUGUUGUUGUUUUUGCUUGAGCAGUUCCCACCCUUCUUAUUAUUAUGGGCUUAAGGUCGCUUUGGAAAAUAGGAAAAGCAAUGUGAGUUUUUUUGUUUUGUUUUCUUGACUACAAAGCUCUUUUUUCCCCCUCACUUUUUCCUCAGACUGGACUCCUUCCUUGUGGUUGGACAUUUUUGAAGAAUUGCUGUAUGAUGACAAUGAGCUGGACUAUGGAGACCAGUGGACCCUGAACUUCAACUACAGCCAGACAGACAAAGUCACCAAGGAGGAGAGGAAGAGAGGCUGGAAGGUCUACUGCCACUGUGCAUAUGGAAAGUAUGUAUAAAAUUGUAUUCUUAAAAUCUAUGGAUUUGGAGCUCUUAAUUUUUGUAAACUCAUUUUGUUAAUUGUGGUUACACCAUAAUAAUGUGUUCAGUUGUCAGCUGUGUUUGUAUGCUCUCUCAAACUCCUCAUACUGGUGUGACCUCAUUCCAGGUCAUAUGAUUAAAUGAUUUUGUGACAGUGCGCAGGUCACAUGGAGCAUUAAAACAGUGUCACACUGUGGGGAAAAACAGGCACUGCACCCUGUGGUGGUAAAAAGCACCUGGAUUAUCCAAUUGAGGGGACAUGGCAAUACAACAGAGUAUACAGUGAUAUUUUUACUUUGUUGUGAUAAUGGAAACCUGUGUAGAUGUGUACCUACAGCUCUAAUGGAGUGAUGACUUAAAUAUAACUCACAUUGAAUUGUAUUUUAGUAGUUUUCAAUGAAGAAUAGGAAGAUUGACCCUAUGGAUCCAGAUUCAAAUUCUAUCAGCACAAAUGUUCCUAACUUAUAAAGAUCUCACUGUGAUGCUUUCAUUCAUUGUCCUCUCCUCUCUUUCACAGUUUCCGAUGUGCAACCUGCAACAAGACCUGGCCUUCUGCUCGGGUGGUGGUGUUGUUCCGCUACCGGCUGAGGGGGGACCGCGGGACGGUGAUCAUGCGGCCUUUUGGGCAGUCCUGUCGCCGUUGCCAAGACGAUGAGUUUGAUCUUCCUGGAUUUUCCCAGAAGGAGGUGGAAGAGGCCCUCCUCAGGCUGUUCAGCAAAAUACGCAAGAAUUGCUACGGAGACGAGGAUGACAGAGAUGAUGAUGGCUCAUCAGCAUGCUCCACUAAAGUGUGGACCAAACCACAUGAGGCGUCCCUGUGUGAGGCCUGCAUUAUGGGAAUCUGCUGCCAGGAUGAUGAGUAGAAGUGUGUGUGUGUGUGUGUGUGUGUGUGUGUGUGUGUGUGUGUGUGUGUGUGUGUGUGUGUGUGUGUGAGAGAGAGAGUGAGAGAGAGAGCGAAAGAGAGAGAGCGAAAGAGAGAGAGAGACACUUUCAAGAGACCAAAAUUAAUAAUUUGUGUUCUUGCUGGCUAAGAUGCUCCUUUGUAUUUGGCCUCUGAUCCAUUUUUCCUGUACAUACAGUAUGUUGGAGAGUUUUACUUACUAGGAGCGAUGCCUUUACAUUCCUAAGUGCUAUAAAAAUAUGUACCAUAAUACUAGGACCAAUGAUAAGGGUGUUUAAGUGUACAUAUAAUUGUGUAUCUCUUUGUACUUUUGUUGUUAUUAAUAAAGUAAAUCAAGUCCACCAACAUAA